This is a messenger RNA of Oreochromis aureus, 5207 nucleotides long. It is a transcript of the gene synprb, whose product is annotated as synaptoporin. The record is from RefSeq and is a predicted model, not a curated record. The transcript is spliced from 5 exons. Gene Ontology annotation, cellular component: synaptic vesicle membrane; synaptic vesicle. The coding region runs from base 160 to 1071 and encodes 303 amino acids. NCBI's taxonomy places the organism in Eukaryota, Metazoa, Chordata, Actinopteri, Cichliformes, Cichlidae.
UCUGACUAUGUCUCCGACUCCUCCUUGGGGAAGGCACCUCCUGUCAGCCCUCCCCUCUGCUGGAGGAGUCGCUCUGGUUUUCCUAUCUACAUCAGUGACAUUUCAACCUGGUGACUAAAGCUGUCUGCACCGUGCGGAGUUGGGCUCUGUGAUUUUUAAAUGUGUAUGGUUAUAUUUGCUCCGAUUUUUGCCAUCUGUGCUUUUGCAACAUGUGGAGGAUACUAUGGUCAUCUCCAGGUUAAAGUGGACUGUGCAGACAGGAGGCAGAAUAACCGCAGCAUCAACAUUGAUUUCGGGUAUCCUUUCAGAUUACAGCAAGCGCAUUUUAAAGCUCCUUUGUGCAAAGAGAACAGAGAUGAGAUUAUUUUCCUGGAAGGUGACUUCUCCCCAGCUGCCCAAUACUUCAUCACUGUGGGUGUCUUUGCUUUCCUGUACUCGCUGUUGGCAACGAUUGUCUAUGUCUUCUACCAGAACAAGUACUUGAAGAACAACAGAGGUCCACUUGUGGACUUUGUUGUUACGAUCAUCUUCUCCUUCAUGUGGUUGGUCAGCAGUUGUUGUUGGGCCAAAACUCUUUCUGAUAUAAAGACAGCCACCAACCCAACACAGGUGCUUCUUCUCAUCACUUCCUGCAGAGCUCAGGAAAACAAAUGCACAGCUACAGAGGAGCCUCUCUGGUCACGUCUUAACACAUCUGUGGUCUUUGGCUUUGUUAAUGUUGUCCUCUGGUCUGGGAAUAUUUGGUUUGUCUUCAAAGAGACAGGCUGGUACAAGACUGGACAGAGAUAUCCGACCAGGAGUGCGUCUGGGAAACGCUCAGGUUCAAUGCGACAGCGGCUCUACAGCGAGAGCAGCUUCGACCAGCCAGAGGAGAACUCUGCUCCCUCUAGACAAAACAGUUUCAAUCUGUCAAAGGGAGACUUUGAUCACCAGUUGCAGAGGCAAGCUAGCAUCAACCAGUCACAGGUAAGCUUCAGCUUACCACAGACAUAUCUUGGUAAACCAGUAAUUUAUGACAGAGAAGAUAAAGUGGCUUCUCAAGGUCCAAUGAUAUUUGUCAAUGAGAUGUGACUUAGAGUUUGAUCAUGCACAUGCACGUAGAGAACUGAAUGAAAAUGUGCUACUGCUGUUUUGAGUUUGUGAAAAUGACAUGAUUGCUGACUAAAUGUAACUCUGAAGGGUUUGGAUCACAAUGUAGUUUAUCCUCUACAUAAACUUAUACGCUUAUGAUUGCUCAAGAAUACUGUUUCUGAGAUCUCUGGGUCCUUUUGCGUGUUUUACUGUGCGUUUUCUAUUUUCCUUUUAUUUUCUGUGGACAAUAUUUUUUGCGGGGGACUAAGUUUAAUCUAAAUCUAAUUUAAACUCUGCAUUUCCAGAAAACAAUUAAAAUAACCUUUCACAGUUACACUGAGAAAGGAUCCGGUUGCUUUAGCGUUAUCAUUCUGGGGCUUUGAGUUGUUCAUACAGAAAUGAUUUUACUUCACAAACUGUAUAAGUGCUUGAUCUUACCUUUAAAUGACAAAACACAUCACACUACAGUGCUCUCUAAUAUGUAAUAUGGAAAUAUGUUGUAUCAGUGGACAAAUACAUGUAACCAGUGUGUGAGCAUUCUCCCAUGAAUAUUUAAUGUUUGACUGUUCUGCAUAAUUGAUUCUGUUUGUUAUUAGCACUGCAGUGUCUCUAUUUGAACAUUUUUAAUGAGUAUUAAUAGAUGUGUGCUUCUGUAAAUGCAUGCAUAGUCACCUUUUGACGUAGUUAUAUCAAAGCUGAAUACUUCCUUUAUAUAUCCCUUCCAAUAAAUCAGUAUAAUUUUCAUGUUAAAAUCAUACUGUUAACAUGAAACAGGCUUAAGUGUAUUUUACCUGCUUGUGCUUGUAUGUGCUUAUGGGAUAAUCAGCCUAUUUAAUGUUUUUAAUAUCAGUGUUGCACUGCAUAUUCUUCAGUUAUAUUGUUGAUUUUUUAGGUAGUCACAGUUUAUUCACGGUGUAUUCUGUGGUUACUUUGUUCAGUAAAAGAUGCCAAUCUCUAUGUUUCCAUUAAAAAAGAAACAAAACAAAGGACACUGAAAGUGAGGAAAUACUAAAAAACUAAUGGAGAUAUUUCCAAAGGAAAUAAUUAGUGAACGCUGUUAUGAGAACACCAAAGCAAAGCGUUGCUCACACUGUGUAUCAGGAUUAACUCAAGUGCAAAGCCCAAAGGGAUAAUCCCUCAGGGUAUCUGUUUCAUCCUAUUUGAGACAAUUAACAAAAUGCUAACUAAUACUUAAAACCGCUUAACCUGUUUGACUACACAGGUUUGGUCCUUGGAACCAAGUCGCUGCAAAGACAGAGUGAUAUACAUGCAUGAUGGCACAAGCAUUAUCGGCCAGUGCAUGUCAGUUUAAAUAAAAUCAUGAAGAUGAACACGACUGUACAAACUGUGCAAACAACUGUGCUCCUGUGGUUGUAGCAUGAAACCCAAACAGUUUUCAUGUAACUUGAAAGUCUAUAAGACACCACAGAAAUUAUUUUAACUUGUGAACUUUACACAUAACUUUACAGCCUGUUAUUGUGUUAAAUUUAUAUACUACUACUACUUCUACCGCUACAGUUAUUAUUAUAAUCAUUAUCAUCAUAAUUACUAUCGUAUGAACAGUAUUUACAAAUAUCCUUAAAUUAAAGAAUUUACUCAAAUAGUACUAUGACAGCACAGCAGUUACAGUGCUGAUAAUAGAAAGUGUUUGUCCCCUCCCUGAUGUCUUAGUUUUUUUUUAAAUCUAUUUGACACACUUACAAGUUUCAGAUCAUCAAAAUAAAAAAUUACAUUAGUAGUUGCCACUCUCCUUGUUAAAUCAUUAUUUAACUGUGAUUAACUUCCUUUUUAAAAGGCGGUGAGAGUCAUUAUCCACAAAUGAAAAAAAGACAUCAAGAAAACUAACACAAGCGUGAACCUUCCUCGGAGUCAUUUUCCUACCAAAAUAAUUCCAGCAGUGCCUCCGUGACUUAUCCAGGAAGUCAUAAAAGAAUGGCUCAAAAAAACAAAAUUAAAGUUUUGAAGGUACCCAGUCAAAACCCAGACUUAAAUUCAAUUGAAUUACUUUAGCAGCACGGUGGCAUGGUGGUUUGUACUCUCUCACAGCAAGGAAGUCCUGAGUUCAACUCCACCAUCUGGCUGGGCUCUUUCUGUGUGGAGUUUAAAUGUUCACUUGGCUUCCACCCACAGUCCACAGACGCGCAGUUAGUGGAGUUAAAGGUGAUUCUAAGUCGCUCGAAGGUGUAAGUGUGAAUGGUUGACAGUCUCUCUAUGUUGGCCCUGCAACAGAUUGGUGACCUCAUGAAUAAGAAGAGGAGAAUGGAUGGAUGGAUACUUUAGCAUGACCUUAAACAGGGUAUUCAUGCUUGAGCUUCCUGCAGUUUAAACCUCCUGCAGUAUGACUGAAAUAAAACAAUUCUGCAGUGAAAAGUGGGCCAAAGCUCCUCCACAGGGAUGUUAUACUGCAGACUCAUUGCUAUAUUUUAUCUUAUUUUAUAUUAUCUCAAGCACUUGUUUGCAGUUCUUGCUGUCAAGGAUGGCACAGCCAUUUAUUAGAUUUAAGGAGUUGUAUUUAGGUUUACUUUUUCACGCAGGGCUAGGUAGAUCUGAACAUUUAAAUGAAAUCUUAAUUUAAAAACUGCAUUUUGUUUUCACUCAAAUUAUAUUUUUCUAAUAUUGCAAUUUGUUUGAUGAUCUGAAACAUUCAAGUGUGAGAAAUAUACAAUUUUUUGAUGUUUUUAUUUUGUUUGUUUUUGAUUAGUUACACCUGUAUUACUGCUUAUUAAUACCAAUUUCUAAUCAACCAAUCACAUGGCAGCAACUCAGUGCAUUUAGGUACACAGACAUGGUCAAGACGACCUCCUGAAGUUCAAACCGAGCAUCAGAAUGGACAAUAAAGGUGAUUUAAGUGACUUUGAACACAGCACAGUUGUUGGUGUAUGAGUAUUUCAAAAACUGAUGAUCUACUGGGAUUUUCCUACAAGGUCACUUGUACUGUUUAUAGAGAAUGAUCCAAAAAAGAGAAACUAUCCAGUGACCAUCAGUUCUGGGUGAAAAGAAGGAGAAUGGCUGGACUGCUUCAAGCUGAUAGGAAAACUGUAACUCAGAUAACAACCAAGGUAUGCAGAAGAGCAUCUGUCAAAGCGCACCACAUCAAACCUUAAAGCAGAAGAAGACCACAUUGGGUUCCACUCCUGUCAGCUAACAGCAGAAAACUGAGGCUACAAUUCUCACAGGCUCACCAAAAUAACAAAAGUUGGACAACAGAAAAUUGAAAAACAUAGUCGGAUCUGAUCAGUCUAAAUUUCUACUGUGACAUUUGGAUAGUAGGGUCAGAAUUUGAUGUAAACCAGAUGAAAGCAUGGCUUCCUGCCUUGUACCAAUGUUUAAGCUGAUAUAUGUUUUUAAUUAUACAUGUAAAUUGAAAAAUACAAUACACAUGUCUGUAAAUCUGCUGGAUUUGUGCAAGAAUUGAAUCCAACAAAUGUACUAGAGUUUUGUUAUGCAUGUACAAUAUGAUCAAGUGACUUGUUUAUAGUUUAUCUUAAUCUGAAGGAUUUAACUUUGGGAUGCAUGUUAUGUGCUGGCAAAGACACAGGCUUUUCUGUUCAUUUUAAUUUUAUGAAUGGUUCAUCUCAGUUGUUGCUGUGCAUAUUCUUCAAUGAUAGUGUGAUUAUGGGUGACAUAUGCCAAAGUGAGUGUAUACCAUUAUUAGGUUGUGUAGAAAGAAAUACCACCCACUAAUUUCAAUGAAAAAGUAUAUAAGUAAAAGAAACUAAAAAAGUAGUAAAUACUAAAAAAUACUGAAAGCAAUCAAAAAUGGGGAACCGGUAUAGUGAAUCACUAAUGAAUACUGAUUUAAAGAAGCAUGACUCACACUGUGAAUGGAAUCAUCUCAUCUGCAAAUCCUGAUGGAAUAAUCUUUUCGAUAUCAGUUUCAUAUGUUUAAGGUGGUAAUAAUACUAAUACCUAAAAUGUCUUACCACUCAGACCAUAAACUGUUCAUGACCUUGAGUUGGUAGCUGUUGGUUGAGCUGAUUUGUGUACAUGUUCACCAAUAUAAAUGUCAGCAGUUCAUAAUGCUAUAUUAAUAAUCCACUUUUGAUUUUAAAGUCAUUUCCAUGUCACCUAAGUAAAUUCUUAUUGUUAUAAGUAAGCCACUACAGGCGGAAUAAAUAUUCUUCACUGAAUGAUAA